AUGCUAGAGUCGUUUAAAAAGACGUUUGUAAGGGGUCGGGAAAAGCAGGGUAAGACAGACGCAGCGUCGCACAAUGCAGGCAAUGCAGCAGCAGCUGCGGCAAUCGCCACUUGGGGGGGAGCGGACGCCGGAAAGGCGGAAUGCUCGCAUCCGUCUCCCGGCGGCACGAAUCCAACGGCUCCCGUUCGUCGCGGCCCGAAUGAAGAGAUUGCGCAGGCGAGCUUGCCGCCUUUCGCGGAGCCGCUGCCGUUGUUAAAAGACGUGGGUGCGCGGGAGAAGCAGGCCCUAUUUAUCCGGAAGCUUCGCCUCUGCAGUUACCUCUUCGAUUUCAACGACCCUUUGAAAAACGUGAAGGAGAAGGAGAUAAAGCGGCAAACACUCCAGGAGCUAGUCGACUACGUUAAUUCCGGAACCGGGAAAUACAACAAGGCGGUAUUCGAAGACAUCACGCGCAUGCUGGAGAUUAAUCUCUUCCGGCCGUUACCGCCGUCCGCGCUCGCGAUUUCCGGGACGGAAUCUAAGGACCCCCAGGAAGAGGAUCCGACUAUGGAAGGCGCGUGGUCGCACCUGGAAUUAGUCUACGAGUUCCUGCUUAGGGUUGUCGUCUCUAACGUGCCGGACCCGAAGCUCCUAAAGCGUUACAUCGACCAGCAGUUUAUCUUAAAGCUGCUGAACCUGUUCGACUCGGAGGACCCUCUCGAGCGGGACCAUUUAAGGAUCACUUUACACGUGAUCUACUUAACAUUCAUGGAUCACCAGCCGUUCAUCCACAACGCGAUUAACGACAUUUUAGACCAAUUUAUCGAGUCGGAGCGGCAUAAUGGCAUUGCAGAUUUGCUGGAGUUCCUAAAGUUCGCGCUGCCUCUCAAAAAGGAGCAUAAGCAGUCUCUGGUGCGAGUGCUGGUUCAGCUGCACAAGCCUAAGUGCGUGGCCAUGUAUCAUGAGCAGCUGUCGUACUGCAUCGCCCAGUUUGUCGGAAAAGACCGGAAGCUCGCGGAUUUGGUUCUGCGCGGAUUGCUCAAGUUCUGGCCCUCUGACAGCCAAAAUGAGCUGCUUUUCCUGCAAGAGCUGGAGGACAUUUUGAAGCUCACGCAGGAGCCGGAGUUUGAGAUGGUCAUGACGCCGCUGUUCCAGCAGAUCGCGCGCUGCCUCAGCUCCUCGACCCCUGAGGUGGUGGGGCGCACGCUGCGCCUGUGGGACAACGACCGCAUCGUCACGCUCGUGGUGCAGCACCGUGCCACUAUCCUGCCGCUCAUCUUCGCAGCGCUCGAGCGCAACGCCAGCAGAUACGAGACGAUCCUGGUGGAGGAGCGCACGCUGUCCCAGUGGAAAAACAACACCACCAACCCGCCACCCAUCUUCACAUUUGAGCCCAACCCCAAAAUCGACGAGAUCCGGGCGGUGAUUGGGAUGACCUUCAACGUGCGCAGGAUGUUUCUCGAGAUGGACCAGCCGCUUUACGACGAGUGCCAUCGCCAGUUCCUGGAAGAAGAGGGGCGCACUGCUGACGUGGAGGAGCGGCGCACCGCCACCUGGCAGCACCUGGAAGAAGCAGCCGGCAACAACACAUGCAGCCGAGAAGCUCACUUUGAGGGGGAAAAUUCAGCUGCAGAAGGGGCGGAAGCACCAGCAGCAGCAGGACGACGAGGGCAGUAUGCUGGUCCUGCAGUAGAAAUGGAAGUAGAACGGCCAUAUGUGUGUCGAGAAUACUCUCUGGCAGAGCUAACCAAGGCUACAGGAGAGUGGGCAGAGGGGAACAGAAUAGGAAGGGGAGCCUUUGGGGAUGUCUACAAGGGAGUGUCUCCCCAUGAUGGCAAUCAAGCUUGGGCAGUCAAGCGAGCUCGACUGCUCACAAAUGACUUCCAGACAGAGGUGAAAGAGAUGGCAAGCAAGAGCCAUCCGCAUCUCGUGCGUCUGUUGGGCUACUGCAUCGACUUUGACCCGUCCACACGAACCAUGGAGCAGCUUCUUGUCUAUGAGCUCAUGCCCAACGGCGAUCUUGACGGCUGGAUCGGCCCCCGUGUCUCCAAUUCUCUCUCGCUAAAACAAAGGAUUGAUAUUCUGAUUGGAGUGGCCAAGGGGUUGCAGUAUCUGCAUGACUUUGGCAUCGUGCAUCGGGACAUCAAACCCGCUAACAUUCUCCUUGGCGCAAAAAUGGAGGCAAAGGUUGCGGACUUUGGCCUUGUGAAGCUGCUUGGAGGGACAACAAUAAGCACUUCAGAGCAAGCCACGCGAGUGAUGGGAACACCGGUCUAUGUGGACCCUGAGUACUGCAGGUCUCGCAAGGCCUAUCCUACUGCCGAUGUGCACAGUUUUGGCGUGGUGAUGCUGGUGCUUAUCACGGGGCGCGAGCCUGCUCUUGGAACGGGGGAAAACGUCAUCAACAUCAAGCAAUGGGUGGCCCCACUGGUGGGCUCAGGAGCAGUGGCAGAAUUCAAGGACCCUCACUUGGAAGCACCGGAUGAUGUGGUGCUGCGCUUGGCUCGCCUUGCCCUCUCCUGCACUUCCCUCCCUGCAGCCUCCCGCCCUUCCAUGCUGUUAGUGCUGGCUGAGCUGGUGAGGUUAAAGCAGGAGAUGUUGGGGUUGCGGGUGGGCACGGCUGUUUCUGGCAUCGACACGGAAAUUGGAGGUUCUGAUGCUUCACCUGACUUGACUGCUGAAAUGGCCCGUGUGAUGCGAGAAGCUGUAAAUGGCUCCUCAACUACCGUGCCAUAA
Closterium sp. Naga37s-1 is the source of this 2715-nucleotide messenger RNA. The record is from the annotation of a GenBank genome assembly. NCBI's taxonomy places the organism in Eukaryota, Viridiplantae, Streptophyta, Zygnematophyceae, Desmidiales, Closteriaceae.